Gopherus flavomarginatus (Mexican gopher tortoise) is the source of this 1004-nucleotide messenger RNA. It is a transcript of the gene NTAQ1, whose product is annotated as N-terminal glutamine amidase 1. The transcript is spliced from 7 exons. Lineage: Eukaryota; Metazoa; Chordata; Testudines; Testudinidae. Gene Ontology annotation, molecular function: protein-N-terminal asparagine amidohydrolase activity; protein-N-terminal glutamine amidohydrolase activity. Gene Ontology annotation, cellular component: nucleus; cytosol. The record is from RefSeq and is a predicted model, not a curated record. Bases 114 to 806 code for a protein of 230 amino acids.
GCAAACUGCUGCUUUUAUACAGCUGGGGGAAGCGCCAGUGCUGCCUUCUAGUAUAUGAGCCUGUUAAACCCUCUCCUAGCCAAUACUCCCAUACACCUGGAUGUGGGUCACCUAUGGAACAGCCAGGGGUAGCAGCAGCAGUAGCUGGUUAUCAGUCAGCUGUCCCUGCUCGGCACGCCUGUGCGUACACCAGCUGCUAUUGUGAGGAAAAUGUUUGGAAACUUUGUGAAUACAUCAGAAGUUAUGAUCAAUACCCUUUAGAAGAAUUUUAUGCUGUUUUCAUAUCCAAUGAGAGAAGGAUGAUACCACUCUGGAAGCAGCAGUCAGGAUGUGGAGAUGAACCUGUAGUUUGGAAACGUGACAGUCCUGCUUUUUCAAGGCCAGAGACCAAGAGCAAAAGAACACUAAGGUCCAGAUCCUCGAAGGAUUACCAUGUUAUUUUACUUCAUGUUGCAAGUGGAGACCAGAACUUCAUUUAUGAUCUUGACUCAGUGUUGCCAUUUCCAUGUCCAUUUGACACUUACAUUGAGGAGUCUUUUAAAUCAGAUGAUAUUCUUCUUCCAGGAUUUAGAAGAAAAAUCAGACUGAUUCAAGCAGAUUUGUAUCUGAAGACAUUUGCUUCUGACCGAUCUCACAUGAAAGAUGCCAGUGGACACUGGCAGAAGCCUCCUCCUUCCUACCCUUGCAUUGAAACUGCAGAUUCCAAGAUGAACCUGGACGAUUUUAUCAGUAUGAAUCCCCAGGUGGGAUGGGGCUCAGUAUUUCUGCUACCUGACUUUGUGGAUCAGUACGGCAGACAGAGCUGAUUUCAAGUUCACUUUGAAAGGACAGUGAUGUAAACAAAGGACAAAUCAGCUCAUCAGCUUCCCUUUUUUGUUUUGUUGUGGUUGCCCUUGUCAUUCUAUUUAUAAAUUGGUUUUGUUCUAUGAAAUGUAUUGGUUUGUCAAAUACAAGAAUUGAACAAAAAUGCAAUGAACUGAAUAAAAUACUUUAUUUUGACUAUA